Messenger RNA from Columba livia (rock pigeon), 2901 nucleotides. RefSeq names its product transcription factor AP-2 epsilon (gene TFAP2E). Gene Ontology annotation, biological process: regulation of cell population proliferation; regulation of transcription by RNA polymerase II; anatomical structure development. The record is from RefSeq and is a predicted model, not a curated record. Bases 273 to 1796 code for a protein of 507 amino acids. NCBI's taxonomy places the organism in Eukaryota, Metazoa, Chordata, Aves, Columbiformes, Columbidae. Gene Ontology annotation, molecular function: RNA polymerase II transcription regulatory region sequence-specific DNA binding; DNA-binding transcription factor activity, RNA polymerase II-specific. Gene Ontology annotation, cellular component: nucleus. The transcript is spliced from 8 exons.
UCCCGCUGAGCCAGCCAUCGGGAGCCGCUGGGAGCUGUCGGGAGCCGUCGGGGCCCCGCGGGAGCGGGCGGCGCGUCUCCGGCCCCGCGCUCUGACGCGCGCUCCCGGGGCGGCAGGCGCGCCCCCGACGCUAUAACUGGCGUGCAUGGAGUCGGGGCCGGCGCAGAGGAGCGGGCGGGCGAUGGGAGACGCCGCUCCGGCGGGAUAGAGGGGCGGAGACGGGGGUACCCCCGGGGCCCGGCCCGCCCGGGGCUCGCCGCGGGCCCGCACAGAUGCUAGUGCACAGCUACCCGGGCAUGGACCGCGCCGAAGGGCUGCCCGGGGCACCGGCCGGGGCCCGCCUGCCGCAGCUGCCCGCGCUCAACCAGACGCCCUACGGCUCGGCGCCGCCGCUCUGCCACACGCCCGCCGCCGACUUCCAGCCGCCCUACUUCCCACCGCCGUACCCGCAGCCGCCGCUGCCCUACCCGCAGGGCCAGGAGCCCGGUUACCCGCAUCUGGGGGAUCCGUACGCAGCGCUCAGCCCGCUGCACCAGCACCAGCAGCCCGCCUGGCCCCCGCAGCGCGGCCGACAAGACGACACGGGGCUGCUCUCGCAGACGCACCGUGCCCUGGGGCUCGACCCCCGCCGCGAGUACCCCACCGUGCCCCGCCUGCUCCACGGGCUGCCCGAUGGCGGACACGGCCUCGCCGACGGCCCGCUGGGCCUCCACGGCCUCGGCCACCACGGCAUCGAGGACAUCCAGGCCGUGGACGACGGCGGGAUGAACCUGCUCGAUCAGUCCGUGAUCAAGAAAGGCUGGCUCAGGUGCUCCGAUCACCUGCUGCUUGCGGGAACAGGAAAGCAGCAACUGAAGAUCGAGGGGGACUUUUGGUUUACUCAGAUGACGAGAGACAAUUUUGGUUCCCCAAAAGCCAAGGAAACAAAGCUGUCAGGCUUUAAUGGUAGCUUGUCUCCCUCCUGCAGCAUGUUUAUGGGCAAACAAGCUGCAGAUCAGACCAGGCAAACAGCAGCAGUGCCCAUCCCCUCGAAGGCCAACGGCACCAGCAUCCCCAGCCUGGCCAUGAACAAGGACGGCCUGAUCGGAGGGGUGACGAAUCCCAACGAGGUCUUCUGCUCCGUGCCCGGCCGCCUCUCGCUGCUCAGCUCCACCUCCAAGUACAAGGUGACGGUCGGGGAGGUGCAGCGGAGGCUCUCGCCCCCCGAGUGUCUCAACGCCUCUCUCCUCGGCGGGGUUCUCCGCAGAGCAAAAUCCAAAAACGGGGGUCGGUGUUUAAGGGAAAGGCUAGAGAAAAUCGGGCUAAACCUGCCUGCAGGAAGGCGCAAAGCUGCCAACGUCACCCUGCUGACGUCCCUCGUGGAAGGUGAAGCCGUUCAUCUGGCUCGGGAUUUUGGGUACGUGUGCGAAACAGAAUUCCCAGCCAAGGCAGCGGCGGAAUACCUGUGCCGACAGCACUCCGACCCCACGGAGCUCCACACCAGGAAAAACAUGCUGCUGGCUACCAAGCAAAUUUGUAAAGAGUUUGCAGACUUGAUAGCCCAGGAUCGCUCACCAUUGGGGAACAGCCGCCCCUCGCUCAUCCUCGAGCCCGGUGUCCAGAGCUGUUUGACUCAUUUCAGCUUGAUCACCCACGGUUUCGGGGGCCCGGCCAUCUGUGCUGCCCUCACCGCCUUCCAGAACUACCUGGUGGAGUCCCUCAAGGGGCUGGAUAAAAUGUUCCUGAACAGCACAGGGAAUGGGCACGCGGCCGGAGACUCCAAAGCGUCAGAAAAAGAAGCGAAGCAUCGGAAAUAACGCGCUGUAGGCGGAAAGAUGACCCAGGGCACCGUUUUCUGAACUGCUACAUUGGAACUUGGGAUGAAACUCAUAAAGCAAAUAAAGACAAAAAAAAAAAAGAGGAAGAUUUAAGGAAUUUAAGAAGAAAACAACUCUAAUGGACACUGUAAGAUUGAGAGAAUAAGCCAAGGUGAUGGCUUUUACCUUUUUUUUGUUUUUAAAUGGAUGCAGGAAGCCAAGUCAUGUGCAAUUUUGUUUUGUUCUGUUUUAAAACCCAUAGUGAAAUCCUCACGUGCUCCAGGAAUUUGUUCCAACUGAAAAGCUGGAGGAGAAAGAGCAAAAGCCUCAUCAAUGCAAGAAGCAGAGGCUGGAGCAGCAGAGGGCAGGGAGUCGGGUUGCCAGGUGUACCUGGAUUUAUCAGCUGAUUUUGACAGGCAAACACAGAAAAACCUCCCUAUAUCCCCACAGCCCAGCCCCGUUCUAGAGCCAGGCCAAGAGGAAAUUGCCAGGAGAAUUGCUUUGGAUUGAAAGCAGCUUCAGACUUCGUUUACAGUUGUUAAAUUGAGACUCAAGGCGGAUUUUCCCCGACGGCUGCCAGGGCAGGAGCCCUCCUGACCGCGACAGGCACAGCUGGGGAUAAAGCAGCGUCAGCUCAACCCAGGACUAAUUCAAACUCCACAACCUACCAAUAACAGCACACAAGUUUCUAAAAUUAAUAAUAAUUAAUAAAAGCACAAGGAGCAGAACUUGAACCAGGCCAAACGGAACUGUUCUAAAUCUGUAUAUAUUUAUUUAUGUGUAAUUAAAAUCUGAAAGUUUUAAGAUGUCCAGUGCAAGUUAUUUAUAUAAAAUUGAGUUGAGUUUUUUUGUUUUGCCCUUUUUUUUUUUUUUUUUUAAAAAAAAAGAUGAAAGUCUUUGGAUUUUCUGCCAUUAGAAAUGGGAAUGAAGUUUUGGAUACACAAAACUGUAGCAUGGACAAGAUAGGCUGUCAUGAUAAUGACUAUAGGAGUUCUGCAGGAUUUUGUACUUACUGUUGUUUCUCUUAAUGCUGCAAUAGAUGUACAACACCCACACCACAAUGUCAUUCUCAUUAUCUUAAUAAACCUCUUUUUAUCUGAAGAAA